AUGAAGAUGCGAUCAUACCUGUUCUUCGGUCAAGUGAUGUCUCCUGUGUACCACAGCCUCCCAUCAACGCUCUUUCUAUUCAAUGUCUUCAUGUUUGACUAUAGCAACGCAAUAUUCGCAAGUUCUACAAAUCUCGUCAUGAGAAUGAAGAGAAGCGGCGGAAUGGAUUUCGGCUGCACCUCUGGAAAUUGUAUUGGUCAGUCAACUCAAGUGACUCAAAUGCAGCACUGCACCGGACCGUCAUGCCAAACGACCGCGUGCCAGGGAAAGACUUGCACAGUAACCAUUAGGACAUAUUGCACUGUUCCCUGUGGACCAAAUGGACAGCUUUGUUGUGACAAACAACCGCGACAUGUCCCUUCACCGCCUCAUAGCUAUUGUUUGAACUGUCCAGCACAAAUUGCAGUACCUCGAAUCCCUCAGUUUCCUCAGACUCCUCCCAUCAACAUUCCUCAGUUUCCUCCCACAAACAUUGUAGCGCCCCCAAUCCCUCAAAUUCGUCCUAUCGGCCCCGCUAAUAUCGUCAUGCCACCCCUGCAGGGGCCUAUGAUGCAGUGCUGUGUAUGUUGUAUGCCACUGUGCACGGUGCAAUGUAUCAUGCUCAGCUGUUCUACCUGCAUGAUUGCAUCACAAACCGCAUUUUUUGGAAAGUAGUAUGCUUCCUUCUGUUGAGAAUAACUAUACCCUUCUUCAUUUCUGAGUUUCCUUCGCUUUCUGAAAGUAUCUCUUCACGAUUGCUUUGCUAAAUGUCACACAAUGAAGAAUACCAUCUGAGCAGGUAUGCAGAAAAUGAAGAGAUCAUACACAAGUAGGGUACAGUCCAGUCAUUUCAUGUGAUUAUAUGCGUCACUGCACUCACUGUUUGUCUAUGUCGUCCCUCAACCUGAAUUUUUGUUAUGGAUACUCUUUU
Molecule: messenger RNA, 910 nt
Organism: Cylicocyclus nassatus
Lineage: Eukaryota; Metazoa; Nematoda; Chromadorea; Rhabditida; Strongylidae
Source: the annotation of a GenBank genome assembly